Messenger RNA from Arachis stenosperma, 799 nucleotides. Its product is annotated as coatomer subunit zeta-3-like. The record is from RefSeq and is a predicted model, not a curated record. The transcript has 6 exons. Lineage: Eukaryota; Viridiplantae; Streptophyta; Magnoliopsida; Fabales; Fabaceae. Gene Ontology annotation, biological process: intracellular protein transport; intra-Golgi vesicle-mediated transport; retrograde vesicle-mediated transport, Golgi to endoplasmic reticulum. Bases 171 to 713 code for a protein of 180 amino acids. Gene Ontology annotation, cellular component: COPI vesicle coat.
GUUUGAACAUAAAUUAUCGGCUACUUGGAAGGUGAAAUAUUAUUAUUAGGCCAAUGGUUCGCGAUAUAUUUACGAAAUUGCCCUUGUUCCCCGCGUAAAUGAAAUCCCAGUGUCACACUUAUUAGAUCUCAAAUUUCCCCACACACUCUCAUUCAUUCCGUUUCUCCUCAAUGGCGCAUCAUGUCUCGUGUCCGGCGAUAAAGAAUAUUCUUCUUUUGGAUUCCGAGGGAAAGCGUGUGGCAGUCAAAUAUUUUUCAGAUGACUGGCCAACAAACAGUGCAAAGCUUGCUUUUGAGAAGUUUGUGUUCAGUAAGACCGUUAAGACCAAUGCUCGAACAGAAGCUGAGAUAACAUUGCUUGAGAACAAUAUCAUUAUUUACAAAUUUGUACAAGACCUGCAUUUCUUUAUCACCGGCAGUGAUGAUGAGAAUGAGAUCAUUUUAUCAUCAGUUCUUCAGGGUUUCUUUGAUGCAAUCACGCUUCUCUUGAGAAAUAAUGUAGACAAAAGAGAGGCACUUGAAAAUUUGGAUCUCGUUCUCUUAUGUCUUGACGAGAUUGUUGAUGGAGGAAUGAUACUUGAAACAAAUGGACCAUUAAUUGCUGAAAAAGUGACCUCCCAUAACUUGGAUGCAGAGUCCCCCUUGUCUGAGCAGACACUUACUCAAGCAUGGGCUACAGCUAGAGAACAUUUGACAAGAACCCUUUUAAAAUGAUGUUUUCAUACAGAGAUAUGAGUUUUGUUACAUUUUGAGCGAUAUUUGGCGUAAAAAGAAAUUGUCUCCUGAUUUUUUUCUGGGCA